GCUGUUUUGGAUUCUAUUCACAAUAAUUGUUUUGGGCAAUUCAGCGGUAUUGUUUGUAAUGUUUUUGAAUAAAAAUCGAAAAUCACGAAUGAAUUAUUUUAUUAAACAAUUGGCAUUGGCAGAUCUUUGUGUUGGUUUACUAAAUGUUUUAACUGACAUCAUUUGGCGCAUAACGAUAUCCUGGCGAGCCGGUAAUGUGGCGUGUAAAUUAAUACGUUUCUCUCAAGUUUGUGUUACAUAUUCAUCGACGUAUGUUCUGGUAGCCAUGAGCAUUGAUAGAUAUGAUGCCAUUACACAUCCCAUGAAUUUUUCGAAAUCAUGGAAACGUGCCCGUCAUCUGGUGGCAGGAGCCUGGAUAGUCUCCGCCCUAUUUUCCCUACCCAUACUGAUGCUCUACGAAGAGAAACUUAUACAGGGCCAGACACAAUGUUGGAUAGAAUUGGGAUCACCCUGGGCUUGGCAAGUCUAUAUGAGUCUAGUAUCGGCCACACUCUUUGCCUUUCCCGCCCUUAUUAUUUCCGCCUGUUAUGCCAUUAUAGUGAAAACAAUAUGGGCUAAAGGUUCAAUAUUUGUGCCGGCAGAAAGGGCGGGCUUUAGCAAUGCCACCGCAAGAAGAGCCAGUUCGAGGGGUAUAAUACCAAGAGCUAAAGUGAAAAACUGUUAAAAUGACUUUGUUAUUGUAAUAGUAUUCAUAGUGUGUUGGUCUCCCUACAUUAUAUUCGAUUUGUUGCAGGUGUUUGGUCAUAUACCACAAACACAAACUAAUAUAGCCAUAGCUACUUUUAUACAGAGUCUAGCGCCUCUCAACUCAGCAGCAAAUCCUUUGAUAUAUUGUCUAUUUUCCUCAACUGUUUUUCGAACAUUAAGUCGAUUUCCUCCCUUCAAGUGGUUUACCUGCUGUUGCAAAUCCUAUCGCCAUAAUUCCACCCAAAAUCGUUGUAACACCGUAGGACGUCGCCUACACAAUAGCUGUGAUUCAAUGCGCACUUUAACCACCUCCUUGACCGUGUCCAGACGUUCGAAUAAGGGCACAACACGUGUGAUUAUUUGUGAAAGGCCUAAAUCGAAUUCCAUCAACCAUAAUGCCAUGUCAGAGGUAUGAUAGCAGCAGCAUUGUGCGCGUUGUUCUAGUGUGAUUUUAUAUCGUUCAACGCGUUUUACUCCGCUGGAAUAUGUGUAAGUUAAUUAAGCUAUUAAUUGCUAUUUAAUUACAACAACAAAAGAAAAGAGAAGAAAAAAUAAACCUCAUUUUAAGCUAGUCAAUCUCAAUUGUUUGUCAACUUUAAGUGUAACCUGUCAUUUGUAAAUUAAGUCGACAAAUACUUACUUAUUCACACCCUAGAUUCAAUGUAAAUCUCAUUUUAAUUUAAGACAAUAAGGCUAUUAUUGAAAGAAAUUCACGUAAUAUUUUUUGUUGUACAUAAAACCAAACAUUUGUGCUACUCACUAUUGGUAUUGUAGCGUUGUAUGUCAUAGGUUUUUUUUUAAAGGUUUGUUUUCGAAACAAAACAACCAUAAUAUGUAAGACAUACAACAAUACAACGUUACAACCCAUUUGUGAAUUGGACAAAUGUCUUGUAUGUAUUUUUGCUCUAUUUAGACUGAUCUUUAAAACCUAAAAAAAUCUAUUAUACAUUUUCACAAAAAAAAAAAAAAAAACAAAACAACUUGUACAUUUUAUAUAAUAUUAUUACAAUAAAAAAUGUAAAAAUAAUUUAUUAAUAGCAUAAAUAGUGUAAUAAUAUAUUAAAUUUUCUCUCUCAGAGUUGUGCUUUUUUAUGAAUAUAAGAAUUAUUUAUUGGAAAAGAAAACGAAUUUUAAAAUAUUAUUAACUAAUAAGUAAAAAAAGUGUAAAAACUAAAACGUUAAAUAAAAUAAUUGUUAAAUAAAAAAAAAUAAUUUUAUAUUAGCAACAAAUGUCUAUGCUAAGAAUUGAAAAUUUAAACUUUUUUAAAAGUUAGCUUAGAAUGCAAAUUGUCUAAGUCUAUAACUUUAUAAUCGUAAAACUAAAACACACAAUACAAAAUAAUAAUAGAAAAAACACAAUAACAUUCUACUCAACUGACCAAUAUAACAUAACUAAUAGAACAAGUUUUGCAGCUAAAUAAAAAAGCAGGAUUAACAUAUUUGCUUUCUAAGCUAAUUUGUUAAUAAUCAUAAAAAAAAGAUGAAAGGAGGAUUUUGUCAUCACGUUUAUAACACAUCGACAUAUUUAUCAUAGUUACAUAAAAGUUUAUAUAUUUCUGACCUUUUUAAGAUUCUUAGACAUAACCAUCAUAACCUUCUAACUGUCCACCUAACUGCUUGUUGAAUAGGCUCCGAAGAACAGAACAAAACGGCUGACAUUUUGCUCCAACAUUCUCUAUUUAUUGAUAAGGUUUGUUUAAUAUCGAAAACGAUCCAAGACUUCACCUAACCUCCAUACAAUUGCCCUCGGAAUAGUAUUUAAAUACGUAUAAAUAUGUUAAUUAUAGUACCGUUGUAGUUUUGUUCUAGAUCUGUUCUAUU
This is a messenger RNA of Lucilia sericata (common green bottle fly), 2508 nucleotides long. It is a transcript of the gene CCAP-R, whose product is annotated as cardioacceleratory peptide receptor. The record is from RefSeq and is a predicted model, not a curated record. Gene Ontology annotation, biological process: G protein-coupled receptor signaling pathway. Lineage: Eukaryota; Metazoa; Arthropoda; Insecta; Diptera; Calliphoridae. Gene Ontology annotation, cellular component: membrane. Gene Ontology annotation, molecular function: vasopressin receptor activity.